Molecule: messenger RNA, 3376 nt
Organism: Pelobates cultripes (western spadefoot toad)
Lineage: Eukaryota; Metazoa; Chordata; Amphibia; Anura; Pelobatidae
Source: the annotation of a GenBank genome assembly
AAAAUAAAAGGCAGGAAGAGAUCUGAGGAGAGUACGAAACAUAUAAAGUUAUAAAGGGUAACCAGAGGGAGAGUUCCGCAGACAUGUCAGCCUGAGGAGGUCCCAGCACUAAACAACCAUGUAUCUCCUACUGACACUUCUCCUGGGUGGUAAGACUGCCUUACACAAUUAUCCAAGCCUCUAUUUGUGUGUGUGUUUGUGUUUUGUACAUUAGACACCCUAUUUUGGCCCUGUAUGUGUAAGAGUAUGUGAGUCAUACUUGUGCAGUGUCUCACUUUGUUGUAUUUAUAGCACAGUCUAACAACCCAUGACAGGUUAACAAGAUAUGUGAUCCCCCUUAACAACCUGCUACUCCACACAUGUGGGACAUAACUAUUUAUUAAUAUUAUUAUUAUUAUCAUUAUUAUUAUCAUUAUGAAGUAACCUAUACCUACUGCUAACAUACACUCUCCUGCUUCUCUUUCCUUGCAGUCAAGCUGAUAUUCACAAAGGGGACUUCCAGCUAUGGUGAGUUUUUGUUCUCAAAAUAACAAAUUUUAAGUCACUUUGGUAUUUUUUAUUUUUAACAUUAUUUACUCCUUUGUGAAAUAGAUAUGGAUUGUUGUCCAAACGAUAGAUAACCUCCACUUUUGGGGAAAAAUAAAUGUGUGUGUAUAUAUAUAUAUAUAUAUAUAUAUAUAUAUACAGAGAAUUUACCUCUGUUAGUCCAGUGAUGUCCUAUUUAUAGUUAAAUUCCCCCUCUUAUAAUAUUGUUAAGCGCUACGGAAUCUGUUGGCGCUAUAUAAAUAGCGAUAAUAAUAAUGUAAAAUAGAUUAAAUUCGAAUCUUGUGAUACCUUUUUUAUUGGACUAACAUAAUUUUUAAUGACAAGCUUUCGGGAGAACCUCCCUUUCUCAAGUCUAAAGCGUUUCUGAGCAAGACGACACAUAGAAUUCAAAGUUGAGUUGUGAUACAGGGGUUAAAGCGACAUGAGUGCAGAUAAGACACAUGUUUGAUAGAAAAUAGACACCAUUCUCCCAGAAGGUCUUGUGUGAGGAUCACAGAGUGAGGGGAGAAAAAAAACAAAACAAGCAAACAGUGUAGAAGAUUAUGCUAGAAGGGGAGAGUAAAAAAAGUGAAUUACUGACGAGGACAGAUUUAUUUUGUAAGUUACCAGAAUAAAAGAAUCACUUUGAACAAAGACCUGUGAGUGCACCUGCAAGUUUUUUGAAUAUAUAUAUAUAUAUAUAUAUUUAUUUAUUUUUUCCAUGCAGAUUAUAUUUUGUUGAUUUUGUUUUCUCAGAACCAUUGUGCCUUCCUGGAUAUUUUCUUUGUGGGUCAGGGUGUCUCCCCCUAUCCUCUCGCUGUGAUGGCACCAUUGACUGUAGGGAUCAGUCUGAUGAGCUUAGAUGCCAUCCACAAUGCAAUGUCAAUUUAAGGGACUUCUAUGGUGUAUUUGCUCCCCCUGGGUAUCCUGGAUCUUCACCCACUCAGCUACCCAUCUACUGUCGCUGGACAAUUGAUACAGGAGAUGGUCGUGGCCUUUCACUCCAGUUUUCUUCACUCCAACUUUCUGGGACAGAUGAACUUGUAGUUUAUGAAGAAAUCUUGAGUGAUUCUCCCCAUCUUCUCCGUGCUCUGGACAGGCAGAGCAAUGGCAAAACAGUCACUGUGGAGUCUGUGAGUGGAAGGGUUAUUGUUUUUUAUUACUACAGCUCCAGCAACCCUGCCAUCUCAAGAUUUUACCCCACUGUUACCCAGCGCACUGAGAUUAGGUUUCCUGGCUCUGAUUAUCCUGUUUCUUAUGAGCCCCUAGAACAAGCCUAUGGCCCACAUUUGCCUGACAGGACUGGCUCUACUCGUUCUCGCUUUGCUGCCUCUAACUUUCAUAGUGUCCGGCUCUCACCAUUUCGUCCCAGAGGCUUCAAUGCCACUUACCGUGUGCGGGCUUAUUGUCUUCCUUGGGACCACCCAUGUGGCUCUAGUCCAGGACUUCUAUGGGAUGAUACAGUGGAGGAAGGUGGUGGCUGCUUCACAGAUGCACAACGUUGUGAUGGAGUCUGGGAUUGUGCCAAUGGUCGUGACGAGAUAAAUUGUACAGGCUGUGCAUAUGGACACUUCCCAUGUGCCCUAAGUCAGGCCUGUUACCCCCUUAAUGAAAGAUGUAAUUACCAAACCUCAUGUCAGGAUGGGACAGAUGAGAAGGGCUGCCGUGGGUGUCAGCCUGGAGGCUUCCACUGUGACCUGGAGCACUGUAUAUAUGAAGCAUGGGUAUGUGAUGGACAAGCAGACUGCAGAGAUGGCACUGAUGAGAAAAACUGUGGGUACACCUUGCCUCGGAAGGUCAUAGCAGCAGCUGUCAUUGGAAGCUUGAUUUGUGCCACACUCCUGGUGGUAGCUCUUGGAUGUACAUGCAGGCUAUAUACAACACGGGCACGUGAAUAUAGGUGGGUAACAGUGUGAGAAUUUGAAGGAAUUUAUGACCAAAAUGGACAGUCUACCUAAUGCAAAUGUUACUCUUUCUCUCUCUGUAGCAUCUUUGCACCACUAUCCAGAAGUGACGCAGAACUCAUUCAGCAGCAGGCCCCACCUUCUUAUGGGCAGUUAAUAGCCCAAGGAACUAUACCACCUGUAGAUGACUUCCCCACUGAGAGCACCACUGAUGUGAGUAUUUGGGCUCUUCAGUCUUUUCUACACGUAUGAUUAUACCAGUGAAAUAAGUAUCUAUAGUAUCUUUGUUCAUGUCUGGAUUUAUUCAUCCAGUCGUCUUUGUUUCUUUUCAAAAGGGAGUUCUGGCCACUAAAAGAAUUACUACAAUCCAAAACUAAUAGAAUUAGAAUUAAUAGAAACAUAAAAAUGAAUUAGUUUAGCAUCCAGUUGUGAAUUUGAAGAGUAAUAACACCCCCUCCCCUUUUUUCAUGUUCAGUACAGUAUUUACAUGAGAAAGACUUGUGAACACUUGAAUCAACAUCCCCCGCUGGAUAUUAGUCAGUUCAUGUUUACAAAACUUGUUUAACUAAAAAGAACAAAAAAAAAAAACUCUCUAUAGAGAUUGAUGCAUAUCCUUAAUAUAAACAGUAUUUAUUGGUGUUGGGAUUCUCUGCUGGCCUGCAAUCUAUGUCAAGGUUAGGUUAUCUGUGUUUUGAGAAACAGAUCCUCUCACCCCUUGAUCUGGUGUGCCAAGAGUUGAAGGAAAGUAAACUAAUUUACAAUAUUAUGUAAUUAGCCUUACAGACAUGUAAAUAACAGAUGUUUGGUGUGAACACAAUAUAGAGACAACGUUGUGUGAGCCCAUCAUUUGGCUUUCUUGUGAUUUCAGUAGAAAGGCUGAGCAUAAGUAGUAGUUGUUAUUUCGAGUGGUGGUAUACAAGCUGUCAGAAUGUGUUUUAAAGGAAAAU